This is a messenger RNA of Hemibagrus wyckioides, 1902 nucleotides long. RefSeq names its product cilia and flagella associated protein 299 (gene cfap299). Bases 1 to 702 code for a protein of 233 amino acids. The transcript is spliced from 6 exons. Lineage: Eukaryota; Metazoa; Chordata; Actinopteri; Siluriformes; Bagridae. The record is from RefSeq and is a predicted model, not a curated record.
AUGGCGGAAGGACGCACUAAGACGGAUUUAGACGGAACUAUAAACGAAUUUCUUACUUACGACGAGUAUCUAGACUCUAAGAUAACGCCGUUAGACCUUUAUUAUCUCGAGGAUGAGAAGUUGGCUCGCCAGGUGGUGGAGCUGGGCCUCAGGGGCACUGGCGAGGUCUGGAAGAGAGAGGAAUUCGAGAGCAGGAAAGCAGCUGCUCAGGCCUCCAGGCUCUCCAAAAGGAGUGAGCAGAAGACCCUGGCAAGUGCAGGAAAAGAACUCAAAGACAACUUCCUGAGAGCCCUGGCCGAGCGUGAAGAGGCCAACCGCAGUGGGAAAAAUCAUUCCAUAAUUUUCAUAAGGGACCACAGUGCUUGUGGACAGGAAAUAUCUGGGUAUAUAGACUAUGCCCACAGACUCAAAUCUGAAGACUUUGAACCAUAUUUCUGUGGGAAAAAAAGGCUUUUGCCACGGCCGACUGAUUUAAGUUUCUACAACUGGAAAACAAAUGAAAUAGCAUCACAAGACAGUGAAAACUACUGGGUGACUGCUAAAAAUACAACUGGUGUACUCUUCAAGAACAAGAAGGACCGAAAUUUUGUGAAUGUUGACCCAAAGGCAUCACCUUGUGAACACUCCCCAAGAAUAUACCUUAAGUCCGACAUCUAUCUUCACGUUGCCAUCUUUGACCAUUAUAUCAAGUGUACAAUCUGAAACACACAGUACAGUUCCAGUGGAUUUACCAAACAGUUUGUAGCAAUAAACAAUUCUGCAUAUUCUUCUCACUUAAUCUCUGCAAACAGCUUUGUUGAUGCUUUUUAAAUGUGUAUCAUUGUAUGUAUAUUAUUUCUUUCUCUAAUCUAAGCUAUUCAUAGUUGAAUUAAUGAUAAAUAAUAGAUAUAUUACAAACAAAUCUAUCCAAAAUGCUGUCUAAUACUUAUUAUUGCUUUCUUAAAUGGCACAAAAUACUCUGUAACGCUUUCAUGUUUUUAGAAAAGCAUAUGUCAUGCUUUUCUCUUAAUUAAUAAAUUGUAACUUUUGCACAGAAUUAUUUCAUGGUAUUUCAUCUUGGCACCUACUUACACACGUGGACAAAAUUGUUGGUACCCUUCCAUUAAAGAAAGAAAAAACCCACAAUGAUCACUGAAAAAACAGAAAAAACACCCAAAAAUGGCUAAGAACAAAACAUUGGCCUAUUCUGAAGUGGCCUUCUAUAAGUCCUGAUCUAAAUCCUAUUGAACAUCUGUGGAAAGAGCUGAAACAUGCAGUCUGGAGAAGGCACUCUUCAAAUCUGAGACAGCUGGGGCAGUUUGCUCACAAGGAGUGGGCCAAAAUACCCUUUGACAGGUGCAGAAGUCUCAGUGAGGUUUACAGAAAUCGCUUUAUUGCAGUCAUUGCCUCAAAAGGUUGUGCAACAAAACAUUAAGUUAAGGGAACCAUCAUUUUUGUCCAGGCUAGUUUUAGAUUUUCUUCCUAAAUCAUGCCAAAAACAUAUCUUGCUGGACCUCAUGUGUCAUAGAAAGAGAGAAAUUAUCACUUCCUGCCCCACCGGUCUAAAAGACAGACACCAAUACGGAUGUACCGAAGUCUUUUCCAUGGGCCUGGUGUUUAUGAAUGGGACAUGAUGCCUCAUCUGGAUCACACUAUAUCCUACAGGAUUUGUGUCUGAACAGCACUGGGAGCCUUUAAUGCCCUUUAUAAGCCACAUCAUUCAAUCUCUCGUCCCAAACAUUACUAAGAAAUAUUAUGUAGAGCUUACUCUAAAUGAGUCCUACUAGCUUUUAUGUUCAUUGCCAUGUAUUGGAAUGUGAUUGAUCACGUCCAUCUAGAUAAUAGCAUCUAUCAUUUGGAAGUCUAUUAAAUAAUAUAUUAGUUAUAUUUCUAACCUGUUUUUCUUCGACUUCUCCUUGUCUU